Messenger RNA from Leishmania mexicana MHOM/GT/2001/U1103, 801 nucleotides. RefSeq lists its product as hypothetical. Bases 1 to 801 code for a protein of 266 amino acids. The transcript has a single exon. NCBI's taxonomy places the organism in Eukaryota, Euglenozoa, Kinetoplastea, Trypanosomatida, Trypanosomatidae. The record is from RefSeq and is a predicted model, not a curated record.
AUGGGAUGUGGAGGAAGCAAGAGCAUCCGCGAGAGGAACGCCGGGGGCAACACGACCGAUGUGGCACCCGCUCAUACGGAUGGUGUGCCAAUGUUCAGCGCGAGCUAUCCAGUCUCGAUGCAGACGCCACCUGCGCCCGCUUCCACUGCCUCCGUGCCUGUUUCGCUAUAUCCUGAGUUCACAGGCAACUAUGCGCUGCAGGGUGCGAUCUUGCCCGAAUCGGGCAAGGCUUCCGCUGCUGGACCGGCAGAGGGCAACGUGGGCGCGGAGGCAGAGCCUUCUGCUGCUACUCCAACUACUGAGAAUGUGUCGGUUGUCAGCCCCACCCCAAAGGAUGACAAGCAGCAGGCGGAGAAGCCGACCACCCUUAACGGGCAGCAACGCCAGCUUACUUCUAAUAUUCACCAGGAGAGCCAGGCCCGCUUCAUGGUGGACAAAAGCUCCCCGUACGUUGGUCCGGGCCCCGCCGUGGAGUUUCCCAUCGAUCACGUCUACCGCUGCUUUGAUGUGGAGAACGGCCUCCUGUUCCGCUUGGUGAACGACAAGCGCCACAUAUGGCUCUUCUACAACGACACAUCCGAGUACAUGAUGCGGAUCUCUGCCAUUUUCGGACCCGAGAGCUCUAUCAAGGCUCUCGGCAGCACGCGUCAGGUUUCCCUCGAUGAGGAGACAGGCCAGUGCCAGCUGGUGCUGGAUGUGGCGCCAGGGGAGACCCAGAGCUUCAUGCGCGGUGAAUACAACGGCUUUUACACGUGCUACGACGCGAGUCCGAUUAAUGUCGCCACCGACGUUAGUGCAUAG